Messenger RNA from Stylophora pistillata, 1576 nucleotides. Its product is annotated as succinate--CoA ligase [ADP/GDP-forming] subunit alpha, mitochondrial. The record is from RefSeq and is a predicted model, not a curated record. Gene Ontology annotation, cellular component: succinate-CoA ligase complex (ADP-forming); mitochondrion. Gene Ontology annotation, molecular function: succinate-CoA ligase (ADP-forming) activity; succinate-CoA ligase (GDP-forming) activity. Gene Ontology annotation, biological process: tricarboxylic acid cycle. NCBI's taxonomy places the organism in Eukaryota, Metazoa, Cnidaria, Anthozoa, Scleractinia, Pocilloporidae.
GGAAGGCUCUUUCCAAGAUGGCGUUUCGCGUGGCACUUCGUCGAUUUGGUGUCAGCCUGGAACAAAUAGGAAUUCGCCACAACUAUGACAGUACCAGGAAUAAUCUUUUAAUUGGUAAACACACCAAAGUUAUUUGUCAAGGCUUUACUGGAAAACAGGGAACUUUCCAUAGUGAACAAUCAAUUGCUUAUGGAACACAGAUGGUUGGGGGUGUUUCUCCGGGGAAAGGUGGUCAGACUCACUUAGGGCUUCCUGUAUUUGACAGUGUGAAAGAGGCCAAAGAUGAAACUGGUGCAAAUGCCACAGUGGUUUAUGUACCACCUCCGUUUGCUGCAGCUGCUGUAUUAGAAGCAAUUGAAGCUGAAAUUGGUUUAAUUGUGUGCAUAACAGAGGGAAUACCUCAACAAGAUAUGGUGAAAAUCAAACACAAAUUAGAACGGCAAGAUAAAUGUAGAAUGGUUGGUCCUAAUUGCCCAGGAAUAAUCAAGCCAGGAGAGUGUAAAAUUGGUAUCAUGCCAGGUCACAUACACAAACCUGGAAAAAUAGGUAUUGUGUCAAGAUCAGGAACUCUAACGUAUGAAGCUGUCCAUCAGACGACUGAGGUUGGGCUUGGACAGUCUCUGUGUGUAGGUAUUGGUGGAGAUCCUUUUAAUGGAACAAACUUUAUGGAUUGCCUAGAUGUAUUUUUAAAAGACCCAGAGACAGAAGGUAUUGUCCUGAUUGGUGAGAUUGGAGGAGGUGCUGAGGAAAAAGCAGCUGAGUUUCUUCAACAGCAUAAUCAGGGAGAGGAUGCCAAGCCUGUAGUGUCAUUCAUUGCUGGGGUCACCGCACCUCCUGGAAGGAGAAUGGGUCACGCCGGUGCAAUUAUCGCUGGUGGUAAAGGAACUGCUGAACUCAAGAUAAAAGCUCUUAAAGAUGCAGGUGUUACUGUGACGUUAUCACCAGCACAAAUGGGUAACACUCUGAAAAAGGUUUUUGAUGAACGAGCCCUUGCUGACAGGAUGUAAUUAAUACUCUACUUAUCAUUUUUAAUAAGAUCUACCUGCUUGGUAUUGACUGUGCAAGUGAAACUUGAUUUCUUUGUUUAAAAAUGAGCAAUUUUUUCUGUUGUCACACAGUGGAAAUCAUGUUUCUGAGAAAGCUUGAGGAUGGUUGUAUUACUGCAACAAAAGACCAACUGAAAACUAUUUUUCUUUCUGAUGUUCUUUAAAAAGCAAAAAAAUUGAAAGUGGGAUUGAAAAGUGAUAUAGCUCGAGAUGAUUUUUUUUAUUAUAUGGUGAAUACCUUAUUUGUAAUAAUCUAGACUGCCUCAUUAGUUGCAUAUUUUGUCACUUAAUAAUUAUUCAAAGCGGUGACUGUUAUAUUUUUAAGAGGUGUAAAGUUAUAUCUCAUCUAUUGCAAUAACCUUGAGUGCAAGUACUCUAAAGCAACAAAUUUACAUCAUUUGCUGUCAGGGCAGUUGAUCAGUAACCUUCAGUGUUGUAUUUCACUACUGAUAUUUGAACUGUUGUAGAACUUAAUUUUAUUGCAUCCCCUCUUGACUUUGAAGUACAGAAAAAUUUUACAUUCUGAGAGA